Meloidogyne enterolobii is the source of this 462-nucleotide messenger RNA. The record is from the annotation of a GenBank genome assembly. Lineage: Eukaryota; Metazoa; Nematoda; Chromadorea; Rhabditida; Meloidogynidae.
UUUCCACUUGAGUACAAUAUUUCAUUACCGAAACAUCAGGCUUUUUUUUAUUUUAUUUCGUCACAUCUACACGCUCGGAAUUUUAAUUUGAAAAGAAUUUUUACUACAUAUUUAAUGCUAAAAAUUUUACAUGAUUUAUCCGAACCGUUGGUUCCACCUAAAGAGACUUAUGUUCAAGACGAAUUCUUUGGCGUUUAUUGUCUGGUGAGCAAAAGUAUCGAGAAAGUUUACAAGAAUCGUUGUUAUAUUGGCUACACUGUAGACCCUAACAGGCGAAUUCGACAGCACAAUUCUGGCAGAGAACAUGGAGGAGCGAAAAAAACUGAUAGCAAAGGACCUUGGUAUGAUUUAAAAGACUGUUUAUACAUUUUAGUUUUAGAACUUGGUAAAUGUAAAGAUUACUGGUCCCGAAAAAAAAUGUGGAAGAAGUGGUUUUUUGAUAUUUUUGAGGUUUGCCUGUAG